Molecule: messenger RNA, 666 nt
Organism: Rotaria socialis
Lineage: Eukaryota; Metazoa; Rotifera; Eurotatoria; Philodinida; Philodinidae
Source: the annotation of a GenBank genome assembly
AUGUCGAAUUCAAAUACGAGUCAAAGACGUUUAUUUAAAGAUUUACAAAAGAUUCAAAGUGAAGAACUACCAGGCAUCAAUGCAACUCCUGUGGAUAAUGACAUGCGUGUAUGGAACGCUUUGAUCGAUGGACCAUCUGAUACUUGCUAUGAAGAUGGAUUAUUUACGCUUCGAAUGGAAUUCACAGAUACUUAUCCGUUGACACCGCCUAAUGUUCGAUUUACUUGUAAAAUGUUUCAUCCAAACGUCUAUGCUGAUGGUAGUAUCUGUUUGGAUAUUUUACAACGAAAUUGGAGUCCAACAUAUGAUGUAUGUGCUAUAUUAACAUCAAUUCGUUCGUUAUUAAAUGAUCCGAAUCCAAAUUCGCCAGCAAAUAACGAGGCAGCCAAAUUGUUUUUAGAAAAUCGACGAUUAUACGAGUCGAAAGUACGUAAAUUAGUUGAAGAAUCAAUUAUGGCCGAUCAAAUAAUAAAUGAUUUAAAAUUAACUGAUGAUAAUGACGAUGAUGAGAAAAAGAAAUCAAUUGACAAAUCGCCAUCAGCAGCAGCAGCAGCAGCAAGUAAUAAUAAUAAUAAUAAUAAUAAUAAUAAUAAUGACAGUAAUAAUAAUAAUACUAAUCAAGAGGCUCAAGCAACAGCAGCAUCGGCUUCAUCAUCAAAUCCAUGA